AGUCAUUCCCUGAGACGAGCAGCAGAGGGAUGAGGGGGCCAGGGCCUGAGACACUGGGCAGGACAUCUUCACAGGGGUCCCUCUCCAGAUCAGAGGCAACACAUAACUACCAUCCUGUCAGCAGCACCGCAGGCCACAGGAAAGGAGUGAAUAACAGUGUGUGAAGAACAAUAGAAAAAGCUUUUAUGUUGACAGAAUGACAGUCACAGAACAGUUUUCACCUGCCAGUCUGACAAGUUCAGAGAAUGGAUUGCGACUAUGGACAUCAAGUUACUUUUAAGGGGAAAGGGUCAUCAUGUUGGUUCUUCUAGCCGGAAUCUUCCUCCUUCACCUCACCAGCAUCAUCCUCCUCCUAGUGGCAACUAUCGACAAUGCCUGGUGGAUGACAAAAAUCGUGUCCACUGAUGUGUGGGCCAGGUGGAUACUGACCAAUGGAACCUGGAGCUCCAACGAUCUCCCCGGCCAGUACCCUCAAGAAUACCUCCAGGCAGUGCAGGCUAGCUCCAUUCUGGCCUGCAUAUUCUCUUCCCUUGGCCUGUUUGUGUUUGUGGGACAGCUCUUCACUCUGUCAAAGGGACAGAGAUUCACCUUCUCUGGCAUCUUCCAGCUCCUAGCCUGCCUGUGCAUCAUGAUCGCUGCCUCCAUCUACACAGACAUCUUUCACAAGAAUGAAUCGGAUGGUUGGUAUGGCCACUCCUUCAUUCUGGCCUGGAUCUCCUUUGCGUUCACCUUCAUCUCCAGUAUAAUCUACUUUGUCCUGCGAAAGAAGACUGCAAACUAGAAGCAGAAGACUAGCCCAAACCCAAGGGACAGGCUCAAUAUCUUACGAUCUGAUUGUUUUUUGUACAAUUAGGUAUGGAUAUGAGUGUGGGAUACAAAAGGGGAGAGUUAUCCACAGAUUUUCUGGCUUGAAUUUUGAUUCAUGUAUCUCUUUUGGUUCCCUGAAGUGUGUCUAAACAUAUUGUAAUAUCUUACCUGUCCUGCCCACAUAGCUAUAACUUAGCUGUCCUGCCCACAGUUAUAACUUACCUGUCCUGGCCACAUAGUAAUAACCUACCUGUCCUGCCAACAUAGUAAUAACCUACCUGUCCUGCCCACAUAGUAAUAACCUACCUGUCCUGCCCACAUAGUAAUAACCUACCUGUCCUGCCCACAUAGUAAUAACCUACCUGUCCUGCCCACAUAGUAAUAACCUACCUGUCCUGCCCACAUAAUAAUAACCUACCUGUCCUGGCCACAUAGUAAUAACCAACCUGUCCUGCCCACAUAGUAAUAACCAACCUGUCCUGCCCACAUAGUAAUAACCUACCUGUCCUGCCCACAUAGUAAUAACCUACUUGUCCUGCCCACAUAGUAAUAACCUACUUGUCCUGCCCACAUAGUAAUAACCUACUUGUCCUGCCCACAUAGUAAUAACCUACUUGUCCUGCCCACAUAGUAAUAACCUACCUGUCCUGCCCACAUAGUAAUAACCUACCUGUCCUGCCCACAUAGUAAUAACCUACCUGUCCUGCCCACAUAGUAAUAACCUACCUGUCCUGCCCACAUAGUAAUAACCUACCUGUCCUGCCCACAUAGUAAUAACCUACCUGUCCUGCCCACAUAGUAAUAACCUACCUGUCCUGCCCACAUAGUAAUAACCUACCUGUCCUGCCCACAUAUUACCAAGUCCAUGUUUAAUUUUCAAUAUAACGUGGGACAACAUUUUCAAAGUUAAUGAAACUUUUACAGCCCUCAUAUAUUUGUUGAAGGUAUAGGGGAGUCAGAGAGUAUAGACUGACAGUAUCUCAUUAUUUCAGAAUCAUAGUCCUGAACUAUUCUUGCUUACAUUUGAUAUAUUUCUCAAUUAGGCUCAUAAUAAAACAAGGCCAAAACUCUCAAAACCAGAAGAAUGAAUUGACUAGUGCCACAAACAGAAUCCAAUUUGAGAAACUGUCAACGAUCAUUACCCCGUUUGACUUACAGCCCUACUGUAGUGUGCUGAAUAAGACAAAAAUAUUAUGUAUUUGCCAAUGUCCAUACAUUGAAUGGAACAUUAGUACUAACCUCACUGCUAACUGGACCACUCCUCUUUUUAGUUAUGUCAUUACUUUUGUCAAUUAUUUUAUGCUUUGUACCAUUAGUCUUAUUGUGUAGGUUAACUUCCGUUUGUCUGAAUCAACCUAUCCCCCAGACACACCCAUGGACUGACAGACAGACAGACGGAUAGAUCUUGAGUGCCUUGAAAUCUGACAGAGCAUAUUUGCUCGCUGCACAUUGAGAUAUAUGUGUAAAUAUGAACAUGUUUGGUUCCACAUUGUGCUUUGUAUGUCUAAUGCAAUUUUAUUUUUGUUACUAUUAUCAGUAUGAUAAUAAUUUGUAUUAAAACCUGAUUUAAAUCUAA
Oncorhynchus kisutch (coho salmon) is the source of this 2383-nucleotide messenger RNA. Its product is annotated as epithelial membrane protein 2-like. The coding region runs from base 296 to 781 and encodes 161 amino acids. Lineage: Eukaryota; Metazoa; Chordata; Actinopteri; Salmoniformes; Salmonidae. The transcript is spliced from 5 exons. The record is from RefSeq and is a predicted model, not a curated record. Gene Ontology annotation, cellular component: plasma membrane.